AUGGCGCGGCCGCGCCGCCUGGGCUGCAUCCCGGAGCUGCAGCUGGCAGCCUUCCCGGCGGCGGCGGCCGAGGACGAGGCGUUCCUGCCGGAGUCCCUGGCCCGGCGCGCGCCCCGCUGGCCACGUUCGCCGCCCUCCUCGCCCGUCUUCUUCGCCAGCCCGUCCCCAACUUUCCGCAGGCGCCUCCGGCUUCUCCGAAGCUUCCAGGAUCUCGGCCGCCAGGCGUGGGCUGGUGACGAGGACACCUGUUGGCACUCUCCGGGCAGAUCCGUCAGCUUCGAGGCGGAGAAUGGGCCUACACCGUCCCCCGGCCGCAGCCCGCUGGACUCGCAGGCGAGCCCGGGCCUGGUGCUGCACGCCGGGGCGGCCACCAGCCAGCGCCGCGAAUCUUUCCUCUACCGCUCCGACAGCGACUAUGACAUGUCGCCCAAGACCAUGUCCCGGAACUCGUCGGUCACCAGCGAGAGUCCACUUCUGCUGAGCAGCCUCUCCUCCCCUCCGCCAGCCUUUCCUAAGCCAGCUUCCCUCAUCAUUGCCACCUACGGAGAGUACAUUGGCAGCGUGCCUGGGACACACUGGGCGCUCAGCAAAAAGGAGUAUGGGCACCACUCACGGAGAGGGGGGCAGGGAUCUGGAGGGGCCCAGGCUGGCACUGGAGCCCCAUUUCUUUGCAGGCGAUCCCCACUGAGUGGCCCAACCCCAGUCUGCAAGGCUACACUGUCAGAGGAGACAUGUCAGCAGUUGGCCCGCGAGACGUUGGAGGAGCUGGACUGGUGUCUGGAGCAGCUAGAGACCAUGCAGACCUACCGCUCAGUCAGCGAGAUGGCCUCGCACAAGUUCAAGAGGAUGCUAAACCGGGAGCUCACACACCUGUCAGAGAUGAGCAGGUCAGGAAACCAGGUCUCUGAGUACAUCUCCUCCACGUUCCUGGACAAGCAGAAUGAAGUGGAGAUCCCAUCGCCCAUGAUGAGGGAUGGAGAAAGGGCACCUCGGCCGAGACCCUCCCAGCAGCCCCCACCCCCGGAGCCACAGUUCCAGCCUAUGUCUCAGAUCACGGGGGUGAAGAAGAUGACGCACAGCAGCAGCCUGACGGACGCCAGCAUACCCCGCUUUGGGGUGAAGACAGACCAAGAGGAGCUCCUGGCCCAAGAGCUGGAGGACCUGAACAAGUGGGGCCUGAACAUCUUCCACGUGUCAGAUUAUGCCAGGGGCCGCUCCCUCAGCUGCAUCAUGUACACCAUAUUCCAGGAACGGGACCUCCUGAAGAAGUUCCACAUCCCGGUGGACACGAUGGUGACAUAUAUGCUGACUCUGGAGGACCACUACCACCAGGACGUGGCCUACCACAACAGCCUGCACGCCGCCGAUGUGCUCCAGUCCACCCACGUGCUGCUGGCCACACCUGCGCUGGACGCUGUAUUCACAGACCUGGAGAUCCUGGCAGCCCUCUUCGCGGCUGCCAUACACGACGUGGACCACCCUGGGGUCUCCAACCAGUUCCUCAUCAACACCAAUUCGGAGCUGGCGCUCAUGUACAAUGACGAGUCGGUGCUGGAGAACCACCACCUGGCCGUGGGUUUCAAGCUGCUGCAGCAGGACAACUGUGACAUCUUCCAGAACCUCAGCAAACGCCAGCGGCAGAGCCUGCGCAAGAUGGUCAUCGACAUGGUGCUGGCCACCGACAUGUCCAAGCACAUGACCCUCCUAGCCGACCUGAAGACCAUGGUAGAAACCAAGAAAGUGACCAGCUCAGGGGUCCUUCUGCUGGACAACUACUCCGACCGCAUCCAGGUCCUGAGGAACAUGGUGCACUGUGCGGACCUCAGCAACCCCACCAAGCCGCUGGACCUGUACCGCCUGACAGACCGCAUCAUGGCCGAGUUCUUCCAGCAGGGCGAGCGAGCGGACGCGGGGAUGGAGAUCAGCCCCAUGUGCGACAGUUCAUUAUCCUUCUUCUCCCUUCCCCAGGUGGGGUUCAUCGACUAUAUUGUGCACCCACUGUGGGAGACAUGGGCUGACUUGGUCCACCCAGAUGCCCAGGAGAUCCUAGACACGUUGGAAGAUAACCGGGACUGGUACUACAGCGCCAUCCGGCAGAGCCCAUCGCCACCGCCUGAGGAGGAGCCGGAGGGGCCGGACCACCCAACCCCACCUGAUAAGUUCCAGUUUGAGCUGACGCUGGAUGAAGAGGAGGAGGAGGAGGCGUCCUCUGCCCUGGGUGCAGUUGAGGUGCAGGAAUUAUUCAUGGCUCAGGAUGCAUCCCCAGCGGAGGAACUGUUGGAUGUCGAUGGCCAAGACGCAUCCACCGAGGUGGACGUAGAGGAAAUGUCCUUGACACAGCAAGCAGACAGUGUGGCUGUGGGCCAGGACGAGUCCACAUCCCCAGAUGCGUCGGUGGAUGCCAUGGGCUGCAGCAGCCCCCACGCCCUGUCUCCGGAGCGGCCCGCUCUGCCUGCCUUGAGGACCCCACCCACUCCAGAGGCUGCCCCGGGCCUCCGGGGCCUCCCCUCCAUGGCAGCCGAGGUGGGGGCCCAGAAAGAGCAUCAGGCUGCCAAGAGGGCGUGCUGUGCCUGCACUGGGACACUGGGCGAGGACCCACACACACUCCCAGCCCCUGGUGGGUGGGGGUCUGCUGGAGGCCCUACCUGAGCCUCAGCCUCUACCCCCUUUUACCCUUCCUGCCUCCUUUCACCACCAUCGUCCCCCGACUGCCUCCUUCACUGCCUCAAAGACUCUUUGGCCUCCUGAGAAAAAAGAAAACAGAAAAGUGGGGUUUUUUUCUCUUUUCUUUUUUUCCCCUUUCCCCCCCACCCCCAACCCAACCCACGGGGCACAUGUUGGAGGUGGGGCCUGGGGAAGGAGGGGCUGAGGUUCUGGAAGGGGUUUUAUUUUUGGAAUUUUCAUUGUUACAUUUUUAGAAAAAAAAAAAAAAAACAGGGAAAAAAAAACAAACAACAGGAUGAAACACAGCAACUGUAGAUGCUCCUGUUCCCGGCUCCCCCGGUCCAUCUCCAACCCCACCCCACGCCCCUCCCAGACCCCAGGCCCAGUCUUCCAGCCUCUGUGGGCUCUCCACCUGAGCCCAAGCAGGCGUAAGGUCUCCUUCCAGGCUCUUCCUAAAUUUGGAGGGUUUCUAGAAUCCAGCCAGGGAAUAGCCAUUCUGGGCAGGGGCCCAGUGGGGCGGGUCACUGUGAGAGGCCCCAGCUCCAGCCCCUCUCAGGCUCACUGCCUCCCCGCCAAGUCUUCCACCUCAUUUUGCACAAACCUGGCAAUAUUGACUCGGGGACAGGCGUGGGGAUGCUGUACAACUUAGGAUGCUGGGAGGGGAAGG
This is a messenger RNA of Myotis lucifugus (little brown bat), 3331 nucleotides long. It is a transcript of the gene PDE4A, whose product is annotated as phosphodiesterase 4A. The record is from RefSeq and is a predicted model, not a curated record. NCBI's taxonomy places the organism in Eukaryota, Metazoa, Chordata, Mammalia, Chiroptera, Vespertilionidae. Gene Ontology annotation, cellular component: perinuclear region of cytoplasm; cytosol; nucleus. Gene Ontology annotation, molecular function: 3',5'-cyclic-AMP phosphodiesterase activity. Gene Ontology annotation, biological process: signal transduction.